Archocentrus centrarchus (flier cichlid) is the source of this 1991-nucleotide messenger RNA. RefSeq names its product acetyl-CoA acetyltransferase 2 (gene acat2). The coding region runs from base 71 to 1258 and encodes 395 amino acids. The record is from RefSeq and is a predicted model, not a curated record. Lineage: Eukaryota; Metazoa; Chordata; Actinopteri; Cichliformes; Cichlidae. Gene Ontology annotation, molecular function: acyltransferase activity, transferring groups other than amino-acyl groups. The transcript is spliced from 9 exons.
AGAUAUUAGAGCGAGCAGACAGGAACAGCGCCCAGAGCGAGGCUACAGCUCCGAACACUUGUCUGCCAGUAUGAACAACGAGAAUGUUGUCAUCGUUUCUGCCGCUCGGACACCAAUUGGGUCCUUGAACGGGGCUCUGUCUACGGUGCCUCUGCAUGACCUGUGUUCAGCCGUGAUCAAGGAUUCUCUGAAGCGGGCUGGUGUGAAACCAGAUGAGGUUUCCGAGGUCAUCAUGGGACAUGUCCUGACAGCAGGUCAUGGGCAGAAUCCAACACGUAAAGCUAGUGUUGGGGCAGGUAUCCCUUACCCUGUCCCGGCCUGGAGCUGCCAGAUGGUGUGUGGCUCUGGGCUGAAGGCUGUGUGCUUGGGAGCUCAGUCCAUCCAGAGUGGAGAGUCCACUGUGGUGGUGGCAGGGGGCAUGGAGAGCAUGAGCAGGGCUCCUCAUACACUGCAUAUGAGAGCAGGAGUGAAGAUGGGUGACGCCUCCCUGCAGGACUCCAUGGUAGCUGAUGGCCUGACAGACAUCUUUCACUGCUACCACAUGGGCAUCACAGCUGAGAAUGUUGCAAAGCAGUGGGGUGUCAGUCGGGAGGAGCAGGACCGGUUUGCUGUCCAGUCUCAGAACAGAACAGAGGCUGCGCAGAAGGCGGGGUACUUUGAUCAGGAGAUUGUCCCCAUCAUGGUGCCAUCCAGAAGAGGUCCAGUGGAGGUGAAGGUGGAUGAGUUUCCUCGGCACGGUAGCAACAUGGACAGCAUGUCGAAACUCAAACCCUGCUUCAUCAAGGACGGCAACGGCACUGUCACCGCAGGAAAUGCUUCAGGUAUAAAUGAUGGAGCAGCGGCGACUGUCCUAAUGAGCCAAUCGGAGGCUGCACGGCGUGGCAUAAAACCCAUGGCCAGAAUUGUAUCCUGGGCUCAAGUUGGUAUUGACCCUUCUGUCAUGGGAACGGGGCCAAUACCAGCCAUCAGGAAAGCGGUUGAGAAAGCAGGCUGGCAGCUGGACCAGGUUGACUUAUUCGAGAUCAAUGAAGCAUUUGCUGCACAGUCAGUUGCUGUGGUCAGAGAGCUUGGCCUGAAUGAAGAAAAGGUGAAUGUGAGUGGUGGUGCCAUUUCUCUGGGCCAUCCUAUCAGUAUGUCUGGCUGCAGAGUGCUGGUGACCUUGCUGCAUGCUCUCCAGAGGACUGGAGGACAUAAGGGAGUUGCAUCCCUCUGCAUUGGUGGAGGAAUGGGUAUUGCCAUGUGUGUGGAAAGAGUUUGAGAUGAAUCCCUCCAUGCUCAUAGAUUGCACUUGAUCGCUUAUUUUUAAAGGAUACUGAACAUCAUUGUUUACACGGCAGGGUUAAAAGAAAGUUUACUUGGCUUCUUUCCGUCACUUUACUUGAGGCAAAAUUGAGCGUGUGCUUUAAUUCUCACUGUGAACUUCAUUUUAAACUUAACCUUCCUCAGGUUUUAGCCUUGUAAUUUUGUGACUUAAUGAUAGAAGUCUGAGGUCUUGUUAGUACAAAUAUGUAAAUCUAGCCUAUACUGAUGGCUAAUGCAUAAUACUAGUAGCCACUUAGCUCUCUUGUAACAGUUCUGCUAAUAGAUACGACACUGACACCAUACUGGAAGCAGUAGUAGUUAAGCAGACAACUGAUGAUGUCCCAUUAAAACCCAGCUGCUAUCAGUUACUUGUACAACUGAAUAAGGUUUAACACUAACUAUGAAGUAUAGCUUUUAGUACCAAGUAUGGACAGGGAUGUUGCUGUCUCUGCAGAGUAUUAUUUCUUGCUAAUUUUUAUUGUAGUAAGCUUGCCCUAAAAAAGAAAAAUCUUAUGCUGAUCAACAUUCCAGUAUCUUUCCAUGUGGAUUAAAGGGACCUUCUGUAAGCAGUAGCCUUCAAAAGUGCCAUAAGUAUGCUUGCCUUCUCUAACCUAGUGCUUCCUGUACGUCGGCAUGUUUGCAAACAUUUUUCCUGUAAUCUGAGAAAUUAAAGAAUUAUAAGCUAUAAA